Molecule: messenger RNA, 1265 nt
Organism: Coffea arabica (coffee)
Lineage: Eukaryota; Viridiplantae; Streptophyta; Magnoliopsida; Gentianales; Rubiaceae
Product: protein LURP-one-related 8-like
Source: RefSeq, a predicted model, not a curated record
CAAUGCGCGUUUGGACAGCGGACUUUCCAGCCCCAUCCAGUAAUAUAUAUAGGAUGCCACACACAAUUUCCAAACUACACAUCAUCUUCCAGCUCGAAGCACAAAUCUAACGCCAAUUUCUUUCUCCGUUCCUGGCUAAUCCUGCAAUAUUCCUUGGAUUAUCAAUGACAAAGGUAUUCCCAAAUGCAACUUCCUUCAAGGAGGUUGAUCAGCCAAACCAACCAUUGGCUAUUGAUCAUGGUGGGAACUUGGAUGGGGGGCCAGUGGUUUUGACUGUUUGGAAGAAAUCCUUGCUGUUUAAUUGCGAUGGUUUUACUGUGUUUGAUGCCGAGGGAAAUUUGGUCUUUCGGGUGGACAAUUACAUGUCCGGUGCUAAAGGAGAGAUCGUUCUUAUGGACGCGUCUGGCAAGUCUCUGCUAACCAUCCGUCGCAAGAGACUGAGUAUUGCGGAUAAUUGGUUAGUGUUCGCGGGCGAGGAAGCGGUUAAUCCCCGGUUUUCCGUGAGGAAGCAAGUGAAUUUCUUGAAUUCGAGGUCACUAGCCCAAGUGAGCUGCCUCUCCUGCUGUGACAGUGGAUCACCGUCAUCGCCCUGCUCCUCCUCUUCUCCUAAGAAGAAGUUGGUGUACGAGAUUGAAGGCUCUUACAAGCAACGGUGUUGUGCGGUGUAUGAUGACAAACGGAGGCGAGUGGCGGAGAUCAAGCGGAAGGAAGCCGUCGGAGGGCUGGUCUUCGGGCUGGAUGUGUUUCGGCUUAUAGUACUACACGAGCCUGGCAGCAGAAUUGAGUCGGCCGUGGCUAUGGCCCUUGUUAUCGUCCUGGAGCAGAUGUUUGGAUCUUCCUCCUACAGUCCAAGAGCCCUCCAUUGAUCAUUGUUCAGUCGUCGCUGCAGCAGAAUACAGGACAGCAACUACAUACAACCUUGGCUGAGUUCGAUGGAUCGAUCGAAAGGAUUCAAGAAUUGGAAUAUUGUUAAAUGCUGCAUGUGCAUUACUUGGAUCUUUGCUUCAACAACAGCGCUAGAUUAGAGUUGCCUCAUGUGAUAGAUGCUCAUCUAGGAAAGACCAUUCAUACAUAUAUUGCAUAUCCCCUAGUAUGUAUGUAUAUGUGGACGGGAGCUGGUUUUUUCGUUUUAUAUAAAAGAAGACUAAGCUCUCGAGAGGGGAAUGUAUACUUAUCAUUUAUCAAAGUCAUGUAAUUAGAAUGAGAAAUCCGAGACAGCGAAAUAAUAAAUGAAGUUCAAAGGAAGGGUUUUGCUUACUGCUCAA